This is a messenger RNA of Halteromyces radiatus, 2277 nucleotides long. RefSeq lists its product as uncharacterized. Lineage: Eukaryota; Fungi; Mucoromycota; Mucoromycetes; Mucorales; Cunninghamellaceae. The record is from RefSeq and is a predicted model, not a curated record. The transcript is spliced from 3 exons. Bases 1 to 2277 code for a protein of 758 amino acids.
AUGCAUAGCUUGCUGAACAAACGUCAUUGGGUACCAAGAAGCAAUAGUGUUACACCUAUACCCAAUAAUAAAGAAAGUCGUCUAGGACAUAAACACGAACCAACAGGUACUACUUGUUCUUCUGUCAAGAAUCUUAUUCCUUCUCUUUCCACAUUCAAUCUUCCACCAAGUUUACCAAAUCACGUCGUCAAUUCUGCUUCUAGUCUUUGUUCACCAUGUAGCAGUAACACAACUACUAUUUUAUCCGAUAUUGGUAGUACUCAACCUUUGGAACACAACGAUACUAAAAUAGUUGAAGAAACGCCUCCUCCUAUUUUUGCAUGUGACCAACAAACAGCAUAUCCCACAACCUUGGAUCAAUACGGAUCGCCAGACUUGCAACAAUAUCAGUUACAACAAUUGGGUGGAAUUCAACCAGUUAAAUUAUUAUUAGAACGAUUGGAGGCAUGGCAAUACGUGACAAAAUGUUUAUAUAAUCACUUUGAAGCUCUGGCUCUUUUGGAAUCUUCCGUCGUCAAAUCUUAUCAUAAAUUAGAAAACUUGUUGGAAUUUGAUCAACAUGGUAUUAGUAGUCUCAAACAUAACAACAAUGAUAAUAAUCAUCAUCGCCAUCAUCAACGUCAGUCAGAUAUAGUGGAAAUAAAAGACAACAAUGACAUUGGAUUAUCAUAUGGAGAAGAAUCAGAACAAAAAAACAAAUCAUCACCAUCUUCUUAUUCAACAAUUCAACAUCAUUUUGCAAAAACUGGAGGUAUUCGACAAGUAUGUGACGCAUGGCAAAUGUAUCAUCUGAAGAACGCCAAAGAUCAUGCCGACUAUGCUGCCUUUAUACGAACUCAAGGAUUACCUAUUUUAGCCAAGAUCAAACAUGAACUCAAAUAUAUUAUCCGGUCCGUACGCUCUGAUGAUCGUCUUUCUCUUACUGUGUUGGCCAAAAUGAAGGAUGAAACUGCAAAACGUUUGACUAGAUUGGAUCAACAACUUAGUUUUUUUGAUCGACAUCCUGAUCAUGGUUUUACCAAAGAAGAUCCUUGGUUGAUGAAUACACGAGUUAUUACGCAGAUGAUCAAGAUGUAUCAACAAGAAAACAAGAUGCAUGAAACUGUCAUUCGUUUACAACGUGAGAUCAUGGCACUCGAAAAGCAAUUGAUGGAUGAUCUUCGUCAUCUAUGUCAACAAUUGUAUACCCUUCGUGAAUCUAGCUGGUUGGGUGUAGAUCAAGGAUUACAGGAAAUCAUGCGGACAUUUGACAGUGUAGUAAAUGAUAGAGAUUGGUGUACAUUCGCUGAACAUUGCAAGGAUCAAUUGGUAUCUGAAAACGCCUCUUACCGACAUCCCAACAAAUUAGUUUAUCCCAAUCACAGUCAUCCUUUGGUUCAACCUCUUUUUGCUGCUAGUAUGGAAAGGAAAUCAUCAGUAUUACAGAACUGGCAUGAAUAUAUCUAUGUUCUUACUCCAGCUGGAUUUUUACAUGAAUACAGAAAUAAAAAGACGUAUCCAUCACAUCCUACAUCCACCAUUUUUGUACCAGAAUACAGUGUGACCACAUUAUCGACCAAUCGACAUCAUGACUUAAUAUUUCAACUUCAACCUUAUGCAUUAGCACCAAGUUUCCCUCGAAUCAAUUCAACUGGUUCUAUGGAUGCUAAUGGAAACAGCAAUGGAUGUAAACAAUCUAAUCAUCGGUUUCGACGGGGAACACGACCUAGGAAAACAAUUACUUUGCGUGCAAAAUGUGCUCAGGAUAUGCAAGUAUGGAUGGAACAUCUCACGUUAUGCUCUCAUAGAUAUCGUCCAAUGAUGCAAUACCCUCGACCUUCUGUGGGAGAUAUAGGAUCUUCUGUGGCAGUUUCUCCAACACUUGUGAAUCAAGAUAUUACUUCUCCUAGAUGGUUAUUGUCUCCAUCACCCAUGUCUCGUGCAACUACAACUAAUCUCAACACACUGGCAACAUCAUCAGCUAUUCAAAGUAUCAAUAAUAAUAUUAAUCAUCAUCAUCAUGAAGCUGAGGAGGAGGAGGAGGAUGAUCAGAUGUCAAGUAUCAAAAACCAACAGCAACAAGGAACUACAACAGGAUUCUCGGUACUGGCAGACUUCAUAUCUUUUGCAUCAAAACAACUAGCAACUGAUCAACAAGGCCCAUCAGAAUCAAAACCGGAUGAUCCACCUACAAUUGUAUCACCAACUCCAGCAUCUACGGCUGAAACAAUAUCAGAAGGAUCUACUGAACCCAACGCUACUAGAGCUAGUAUAUUGACUGGUGUACAAUACCCCUGA